AUGGCACAGCGGAUCUCCUCGACGCCGUGCGACGCAUCCGGCUGCGAGGCGGCGCCGCUGCUGGACGUCGAGAAGGGCGUACCCGAAGAACACGGCACGGCGUCGCCGGCGGACGAUGGGGGCGUGGAAACGUCCGGCUGCCGGCGCUUUUUCCAGGGGUUCUUGGCCGUUGUGUGGCUGUUCAUGGUGAAUCAGAUGAGGAAAGAUUAUAGCGCCUGCGAUAAUGCCGAAACGAGACCGGUCAUGGCGCUUCUGAUGGUAGUGAUCGCCUUUACUGUUGCCAACGUGUUUCACUUGAUCAGCACACAGCCUGCGUAUCCUCCGGCAUAA
Molecule: messenger RNA, 330 nt
Organism: Triticum turgidum subsp. durum (durum wheat)
Lineage: Eukaryota; Viridiplantae; Streptophyta; Magnoliopsida; Poales; Poaceae
Source: the annotation of a GenBank genome assembly